GCUAGGCUGCGGCGGGGCCCUCGGGAAGCGGCGCUGCGGCCCCUCCUUUCCCGGGAGGCGGCGGGGCAGCGUUGCAGAGCUCUCCGCCCCCCCCUGGCCGGGUGGGGGGGGGGAGCAGGGGGUCUUUCAGCUGCUCUGCUUCUGGCCCAGCCCCAGCCAGCCUCAGGCGCCUUCGGUGGUUUGGCCCCGUUGCCAGGAGAGCCCAAAGCUCCGCCCGGAGCGGUCGAUGCCUAAGUUCCCCUCCCGCCUUCCCUGAGAAGCGGAUUCUGGGCAUGAAGCUGAUCUGGAAGCCCCCCCCCCCGGGGGGGACAGGGGAGGGGGAGCAGCAAAACAGCUGGGCAGCUCUUGCCUGCAGAGCCUGCUUCCCUUGCCCCCCCCCCCCCCUUGAGGGGCCUGGUCCUGGGGCUCGUCCCUCUUGGGGUUAAUUCAGUUGGGAAAGCAGGUCCGGGUUGGAGGGAGGGCAACAAGUACACUAGCCCACCUGGGAGGUGGGCAGGGAAGCCCACCCAGGGCAGCUCUGGUCGUUUCACCUGCUGAAUUGUCCUCCUUGGCAGGAAGCCUAUGUGGAAUAUCUGAAGAGCAUCAGCUACAUCACCCAGGUUCUCCUGGAAGAGGCUGCGGCCACGACUGACACAAUCACACAUUCCUUGUCCCGAAGGGGAUGAAAAUGACCUGGUGCCGGACACCCCCAAGAUGCUGAAGGUAGCGGAGCAGUGCCUGGAGAGGGCCAAGAGCAGCGUUUCUAAAAUAGGAAAGGCCAAGGCCAAGCUGGUGGGGAAGAAGGGGGGCCCUGCUCCCGUUUCCAGGCACCGCAGAGUCUCCUCGGAUGAAGGCAGGAAGCUUUCGCCCUUUCUGCCUCCUGAGAUGUUCCAAAAGCUGCAGAUCUCUCAAGUGCAGAGCCCCAGGAACAGCAGAGAGUUGAGCCCCCUGGAAGAGGCGUCCUUGCAAAACCAGAAGCUGAGAGCGACCUACGAGGCCCGGCUGGCCCGGCUCAACCCCAACCAGGCGGUGCAGAAGACCUCUCUGACCCUUUCUCUGCAACGGCAGAUGAUGGAGAACUUGGUGAUCGCAAAAGCCCGGGAAGAAGCCCUCCAGAGAAAGAUGGAGGAGCAUCGCCUGCGCCUGCAGGAAGCCGCCAACAGGAGGUUCUCCAGCAAUGCGGUGCUGACCCCAGAAGAGCAGGAGCAGCGCGCCAUCUACGCGGCCAUCCUGGAGUACGAGCAGGACCACGACUGGCCAAGGCUAUGGAAGGCCCAGUUGAAAGAGCAGCCCAGCGACCUGUCCUUGGUGCCAAAGCUUCUCUCGCACCUGCUCAGCUUUGCGGAUCAUCCCAUCUGCCAGUUGCUGAAGAAGCUGCAGUGCUCGGCCUACCACCGCAUCUACCCUCUCAUCAGCCAGAGCAGGACGACGGAGGCCUCGCGCGGUUGGUCCCUCUCCUCCUCGCUGGAUGCCGAGGCCUUCCUGCCAGCGGCCACCGAGGGGCGGAGGCUGCGCUCCUCCCAAAGCUUGCACUCCAUGUUUUCCGUCCAGGAACACAACAAGUUGAACCUCCGCCAUAGCAUCUCUGGCACCCCCUUCAUUGAGGACCAGAGCCUCUUGCUUCCCCCCCAAGAAGGACGGGGGUCCCCCCCCCUGGCUGACCGGGAGAGCUCCUUCGAGGACCUGGAGCAAUUCUUGUCAGCCUCCGAAGCGCAGCCAGCAGGGCCCCUGCAAAGCCCUUUGCCGGGGAAGAAGGGCUCCCAGCAGGAGGCCCUUAAGGCGGUCGUGAAGGAGAUUCACAACUCCAUUGACAGACUCUUGUCCCUGACCCUGCUGGCUUUCGAAGGCCUCAACACGGCGGCCGCCAAGGACCAGUGCCUGGCACGGCUGGAGGAAGCCUUCUUUGGCCCACUCUGGGGGCCCCUCUUGACAGUGUACAGGACUGUCUACAGGGCCCUGGAAGAGGCUCUCUCCAGGAGCAUGGAGCUGCGCAGGAAGGCCUCUCCGGCUGAGAUGGGCAUCCCCUCCAAGCUGCUCCCCAAGGCAGCAGGGCCUCCCCCAUACGCUGCAGCCGUGCAGGAAUUGCUCCUCCUCCCUCUCAGCAGCUGCCCGCAGAAGAAGCUGGAGUGCAUCGUGAGGACCUUGCGAGUCAUCUGUGAAUGUGCAGAGGAAUAUUGUGGGAGCCGACUCCAACCAGCGUCCGCCGCUAUCGGUGCUGACGACCUCUUGCCCAUCCUGUCCUUCGUGGUCCUCCAGAGCAACCUCCCUCAGCUGGCCUCCGAGUGUGCCGCCCUGGAAGAGUUCAUCCACGAAGGGUACCUGAUUGGGGAGGAGGGCUACUGCCUGACCUCCCUGCAGAGCGCCCUCUCCUACGUGCAGAGCCUGCAGGGGCCUGUGGGGCUCCGGAAGUAGCAGAGCUGCCGGUGGGGGGGGGGCUGCCCCUCCCUGAGCCCCCUCAUGAAGGAUCCCUCCCUCCUGCCACGCUGCUCCCUGGGAGGCUUUUUGGAGGACUGGGGAACUGAGCAGCUGGACCAGGCAGCCUCCCAGGGCAACUCUUGCACAAGAUUUGGGGGGGGGGGAGGGUUGGCAGGCAAACUUUGGGGUUAACCCAGCAUUGCCCAGCAUCUGCCCCCCCUGCAAGGCCUUCUGGCACUGUGGCUUCUGUCCUGGUAUGUCGCAAGACGCUUAGCUGUCUGUUCCCCCCCCGCCCCCCCCCUCGUAAUAGCCUGCCUUGAGGGUGAAAAAAGGGGGGGUGGGCUGCAUCUUGUUUCCCACGUUAACACUAAGAGUUGCUGUAGCCCUCCCCCUUCCCUCAGCUGCAGGGCAAGCCAGCCACCCUGGCCCCCUGGCAGCCCCUUCCUUGGGAAGGAUGGCCAGAGGCAGAGAUGGGAGCCUGCUGACCCGCCAUCCCCUCCCUCCCCCUGCCCUGCAUGGCCCCUCCCUGUAUGGCAGCUGCUUCAACCCGUGGCUUCUGCUGCACCCCACGGGGCCACUUUUCCCUGGGGGGGGUGGUUGCUGAGUAAAGGGAAGGUGGGGGAGGGGCCUGGCUGCCCAUCCUUCCUUGCCUCAGUUUGGGGUCUUUUGAGUUCCUCUGUGAUGGAAUAGGAGCCACCUGGGGGAAGCCAACAGGUGAGCUUCCCCUGUGGAUUGUGCGUUGUCUACUGAGGUAGAGCAGAGCUGCGGGGAGAAAGGGGGGGGGAGUGGGAAGGAAGCUGAGAGUGGCUUGCAGGAACUCGCACAAGCCUCUGAGCCGCCAGGUGGGGAAGGAAGACGGAGCCCCCCCCCACCUGCAGGGCCCCCGGAGGGGCUGGGAGGGUCCCGAGAGGUCCCUACUGCGCCAUAGAAGGAAGCCGGGGCUCCCUUGCAAUCCAGGCCCUCUGCACCGUCUCCUCCUGGGGGGCCGUUCGUGUCCCUCCUGCCUGACCCUCCACUGACUUUGGCGCCUCCAUCUUUCCGUCUGUCCUGCAGCUUCACUCCUGGAAGCUCUUUGGGAAUAAAGCUCCUCUUCUCCCUGCCA
Molecule: messenger RNA, 3496 nt
Organism: Thamnophis elegans (Western terrestrial garter snake)
Lineage: Eukaryota; Metazoa; Chordata; Lepidosauria; Squamata; Natricidae
Gene: VPS9D1
Product: VPS9 domain containing 1
Exons: 14
Coding region: 694-2391 (565 amino acids)
Biological process (GO): vesicle-mediated transport
Cellular component (GO): endocytic vesicle; cytosol
Molecular function (GO): small GTPase binding; guanyl-nucleotide exchange factor activity
Source: RefSeq, a predicted model, not a curated record